GGCUUGGCCCUCAAUUUCCAGAGUGUGUAUUUAUCAACUCGUCUCCCUACCCAUCUCCUCCUCCUCCGCCGCCGCCCCUGAAAUCGGACCGACCUCCGCGGCCUCAUCGAGCACGCGGUCAUGAACGGACUCCUACGAAGCAGCAGCCGGCAGGCGCACGCCCUCCUCUUGCCCCACGGCGGCCUCUCCAACCCCUCGUCGACGGCGGCCAGACCCUACGUCCGCUCCCGCCUCCUCUCCUCCAAGUUCAAGGAGCCCUCUUCUGCUUCCGUCUACUCUCCUUCAUUGUCGUCCUCUGCAGCCGCUGCGUCGUCUUCCUAUGCUCGGACUGGGUUCGUGAGUUGGUACCUCGGCAUGAUCGAAGCCCGCCCCGUGCUCACUAAAAGCCUCACCGCUGGAUCAAUCUUCACCGCGGCGGACUUGACCUCCCAGAUGAUUACACUAUCACACUCGGACAGUUUUGAUUUCAUGAGAACCUUGCGAAUGGCUGGUUAUGGUACUUUUUUAUCAGGACCUUCGUUGCAUCUCUGGUUUAAUUUUGUUUCCCGGGUGCUACCCAAACGAGAUGUUGUUACUACUGUCAAGAAGAUGGCUCUGGGACAACUUGUUUAUGGGCCUAUUAUGACUGGCGUUUUUUUCUCAGUAAAUGCUGCACUACAAGGUGAAACUCCUUCUGAAAUCUUUACCAGAUUAAGGAGAGACUUGAUUCCUACUUUGAAGAGUGGCGUUGUAUACUGGCCUAUUUGUGAUUUCAUUACGUUCAAAUUCGUUCCUGUUCGUCUUCAGCCACCAGUGAGCAAUUCAUUCUCAUUUCUCUGGUCCAUCUAUCUCACAUACAUGGCAAGCUUGCAGAAGGCAGAUGUUGAAAAGAUAUCAACCGACUAAAUCCUUUUUGUAGCUCGAUGAUUGAACAGUGUAGUUUAGCAUCGAUGCAUUCUGAAAGAAUGAGGGCAAGGCGUAGGACUGAUGAUGCAGAAUCUUGGGUAUCUUUGUUUCAUUUGAUCUCUUUCUUUGUCAAUUCAUGAAAAGAAGAGCAAUUUUGUUAAAACGCUCUUUUCCAAGAUGCUACUUCUUAUUGUCAUUCGACCCAAAAGGCUCUCACUCAUUUGUUAGAAAACAAAUCAAGAGCAGUUAAGAAAGUACUUUCAAA
Messenger RNA from Zingiber officinale, 1150 nucleotides. RefSeq names its product protein SYM1-like. The transcript is spliced from 4 exons. Gene Ontology annotation, cellular component: cytoplasm; membrane. The record is from RefSeq and is a predicted model, not a curated record. NCBI's taxonomy places the organism in Eukaryota, Viridiplantae, Streptophyta, Magnoliopsida, Zingiberales, Zingiberaceae. The coding region runs from base 121 to 885 and encodes 254 amino acids.